AUGUUUUUCUAUAACAUGUGUAAGAUCGCAGCUCUCCCCGUCCUGUGCCGCUGCGCGCUCGGAGACCUCGCGCCUAUUGAACGUGUCCCCGGUGGGCUGGAAGCGGAGAGGAGCCAAUGCAAGCGCAGGGGAGGCGUGUCUUCGCUCCUCCACAAGACCUCCCAGAGCAGGUUGUUGCAUUCUGGCUCUAAAGCCGGGAGACCUCCGACGUGCUCGUCAGUUUUCGAAGUAGGAGCCAUGGCGACAACAGCUCAGUAUAUUCCGAGGAAUAACUCCUUGCCGUCCAACCCGCUCAUGCAUCCGGACUCGGAUAGGAUGCAUCAGGGGACGACCUACAGAGAGGUGCAGAAAAUGAUGCACCACGAGUACUUGCAGGGGCUCGCGGCGACCAACACGGGACACCCGAUGAGCCUGACGCACCACCAGUGGCUGCCCACCUCCAACACCGACUGGUCCAGCGGCACCCACAUCGGGCAGCAGGAGCACAAAGCCAGCGUGCAGGCGACCCGGGAGGACCUGAGCAGCGGCUUCCACCACAGAUCUCACCUGGUGCACCAGCAGACGCAGGGCAGCCACCACGGUUCGUGGGCGCCCGCCACGACGCACCACUUGUCCCCGCUGUCCCCGGCGUCCAACGGCCACCAGUCCCUGGUGUACUCGCAGCCCGGAUACACAAACCUCAACGCGAUGCUGAGUCCCCAGCCCGGCGCGCUGCACCACGGCAUGCGAGACCCGCUCCACGACGAUUCGGGCAGCCACGACAACCAGAUGGAGUCUCCCCAGCAGGCGUUCAGUCACCACCAGGACCACUCGGACGAGGACGCGCCCAGCUCCGACGACCUGGAGCAGUUCGCCAAGCAGUUCAAGCAGCGGCGGAUCAAACUGGGCUUUACGCAGGCGGACGUGGGCUUGGCCUUGGGCACCCUGUACGGAAACGUCUUUUCUCAGACCACCAUCUGCAGGUUCGAGGCGCUGCAGCUUAGCUUCAAGAACAUGUGCAAACUUAAGCCGCUCCUAAACAAGUGGCUGGAGGAGACAGACUCGAACACGGGCAGUCCCACCAAUUUGGACAAGAUCGCCGCGCAGGGCAGGAAACGAAAGAAGAGGACCUCCAUUGAAGUAGGGGUGAAAGGGGCGCUGGAGAAUCAUUUCUUAAAAUGCCCAAAGCCGUCAGCUCACGAAAUCAGCAGUUUGGCCAACACGCUGCAGUUGGAAAAAGAGGUUGUGCGCGUUUGGUUUUGCAACAGAAGACAAAAGGAGAAAAGAAUGACACCAAUCGGGGUCCCUCACCCGAAUAUGGAGGACGUAUAUUCCCAGGCAGAGACCCCUCCGCUACACCGCUCACUACAGAGUCCUGUACAGUGACUGUUUUCAUGAACAAUAAGAGCAUUAGAAAAAGGGGAAAGGGACUACGGAGUUUACAGUAUUUAAGUUUGGCUUUUGUUUUCCUCAGAGAAAAGAGACGUGGAAAAGUUGAAUAGUUUUGCCCUUAGUAUUCGGACGCCGUCGACAAACAGAUGGCAAGAGCGGACAUGUGGAGAAGAAAAAGAAGAAGAAGGAGAAAAGAAGAAGAAAAAAACAAGAAGAACAAAAAUAUUCGCUGUUACUGAAUCCGCGCGCGUUCAAAGUGAAACAAAGAUCUUUAUUUACCAAAACGAUAUGGAGGAGAAGGCAUAUAAAGUCAAUUUCAUAACCCAUGGCUGUUUCAAAUGGGGCGUAAUUUAACGUGGCAGAGCGAGGCCGUCUCCUCCUGGUGCUCCGUGAACUGGUGGCGGCUGCGUGGAGACCAUCAACAACUGGAGAUCAAUACACUGAACGAACAUUUUGCUUUCUGCAGACCUAAACUGAUUAACCAGAUUUCUGAAUAUUGGUGUAUACUUUCUUUGUUCUAUUACGUGUGAUGUUUUUGGUUUUGGAAAUACUUUUAACUUCAGUGUGUCGCUGAACUGUCUCAUGAUUUCUGUCGUUGUUCGCUGUAAGUCAUCCGAGCAGCAUCUUCUCCUUUUUAUAUCUGUUGACUCUGUGGGAGGUGAUGGAAAGGAUGGCACCCGAAACACUCAUCGUUAACAAACAAAAAAAAUACACACACACACAAUGCAACAGGGCGUUUAAGUUCUGAGUGCACGUCUUCAAAUGAUAGUUCAAAACGUCGACAUUUGCAAACAGCACUAGACGCUAAAAGGGGAAUUUUAAAAAGCGCAUCGUCUUUUAUUUGGGGAGGAGGGGAGGGGGGGGUGUUUGCUUAUCAAAAUAUUGUUUUCUUUGCAUGGAGCACUUAUUGUUUCGUUGAUAUUAUCAUUAUUAUUAUUAUUAUUAUUGCAAUUUUAUAUUUGUUGUGAGUGGGGCCGCAGGCUUAAAACACAAUAAAUCCCAUGUUCGCAGGUUCCUGGUUGUCUCCCACACUGCUCACUGCCUGAUAAUCCUGUUGUAUUCCAAACACCUCACGAGAGAUUGGUCAUAUACGAAAUGAAAAGUAAUAGUAACUCAGGUAACUUCAGUGCCCCUUCGUCGGAAUAUCACGCCUGUGUACGUGUUUUUUUUGUUUUAUUUUCUUUAUUUUUUAGAUCUGGUUACAACCGCACCGUUUUCUUUGUCCCAUAAAUCCACUGUAUUAUAUUAAAACGCUGGAUUCGGAGAGAAGAAAAUAAUAAUUCCUCAAGGGGAAGCGAUGAAGGGACUUAACAAGAUAUAUUUAUUUUUUUUCUGACCUGAAAGGAAAUCUGAAAAUCUCAUGCCGUUGUGUGUCGUUUCUCAAUGUUGGACUAGUGCAAAAGUCUAAAGCAGUGCUAUUCAAUACAGAUGAGGGAAACAUUUCUUUUUCAAGAAAAAAAUAAUAAUAGUAAAAAAUAAAAAAAAAGAAGAUUUUAGAGAAAAUGUUGCCAGGAUUAUUUCCGAUAUGUAAAUAUGUCCAAUAUGUAAACUUGUAUUUGUUCUGAGAUAUUGUUUUGUUUUUGUUUCUUUCCGGGCCGUUUUGUACACUUACUAAUUCCAAGAAGAUAUUUUAAUAUGAUUUCAUUUAUGAAUCUGACCAUUUAUAUAUAUAUAUUUAUUUCUUAAACGUGUUUGGAGCUUUUUGUUUGGCUCUGUCAAUGGUUACGUUGCAGUGGAUUUCUGUAUGUUUCUCUUUUUGUUCACUACAUUGGUUGUAUGUUGAUUGCUAAAUGUAGACUGCAAAGUCACAUUUAUAUUUAUGUUAUAGUAAUAUUUUAUUACUUACAUAAAACACAUAUAUACAAGAAA
Messenger RNA from Gasterosteus aculeatus aculeatus (three-spined stickleback), 3240 nucleotides. It is a transcript of the gene pou3f1, whose product is annotated as POU class 3 homeobox 1. Lineage: Eukaryota; Metazoa; Chordata; Actinopteri; Perciformes; Gasterosteidae. Gene Ontology annotation, molecular function: RNA polymerase II cis-regulatory region sequence-specific DNA binding; DNA-binding transcription factor activity, RNA polymerase II-specific. Gene Ontology annotation, cellular component: nucleus. Gene Ontology annotation, biological process: brain development; regulation of transcription by RNA polymerase II. The record is from RefSeq and is a predicted model, not a curated record.